AAAGGUAGAAGUCAUGUCCAGGUCCAGCCCAACGAGGAGAACCAUCUGACAAAGUCCAACUUAUCGCCACGAAGAGAGCUUGUAAGCCCACUGGGCCCAAGCCGCCUCCAGAACAACACCAAUUCACCACCGAUGCAGAGGCUCUCGCAGGUCGCGCUCCGCCGCCUCCUGUCGCCGCCGUCGGCCGCGGCAGCCGCUCGCCGGGCAGCGCCGGCGGCCGCGGAGGCAUGUUUCAGCGGAGCAGUACCUAUCCUACGCCGCGCCGGUGGCGCCGAGGUCGCGGCGGGCGGUUGGAGUGGCGGAUCUGGGAUCCUCUUGUGCCGCAGGCUCUGCACCUACAACGAGAGAGAUGACAGGGCACUUGAGGAGGAAGUUGAGAAGAAAUUUGGAUGGAUAUUAAAGAUAUUCUUCAUAGGGACUGCUGGCCUUGUUGGUUGGCAAUUCUUUCCCUACAUGGGGGAUAACCUACUACAGCAAUCCAUUACGCUUUUACAUGUCAAAGAUCCCUUGUUCAAGCGGAUGGGGGCUUCCAGAUUAGCUCGUUUUGCCGUUGAUGAUGAAAGGAGAAUGAAGGUGGUAGAGAUGGGUGGAGCUCAAGAAAUUCUCAAUGUGUUAGAAGGUGCUAAAGAUGAUAAAACACGCAAAGAAGCUCUGAAAGCUCUCGUGGCACUUGCAAAGUCGGAUAAAGCUGCGGGGUUUUUGGACAAGGCAGGUGCCUACGCCAUCGUCGCCUCCACUCCAAAUUCCCCCGAAUAUGCCGAGAUCGAGGCCUGCAAGGCUAGCCUUCUCAAGACGUUUGAUCAACUGAAGUCGUGAUGGUAAAUGCCCGGGUGGGUUUAUCUGCAUGUUUUCUCCAAACUGAAGUCGUGACUGGGCCAUUAUUUUGAUUGAAACAAGAAAACAAGCUCGGUGCACCAUUUUCUCUUCCUGGGGGCUCCGAUUUGCGACACCCCGGGCUUGUUGCUGGCGCGAGACAUUUUGUUCCAAGCACUCAACUUUGGGGUACCUUCUUUGUACUAUGAUACUGGCAAUUGGUCUAUGCAGUUCUUUUUGGUGAUGGGAUUGAAAUCACUACUACAAUGUUCUCAUCAAACGUCUUUAAUAAGAAUAUACUAUAUGCUGGGCAUGAACCUUUUCGUUGUUUCAAACGUCUUUAAUAAAAAUAUACGAUCUUAAACUGGA
Messenger RNA from Triticum aestivum (bread wheat), 1182 nucleotides. RefSeq lists its product as uncharacterized. The record is from RefSeq and is a predicted model, not a curated record. The transcript is spliced from 6 exons. Bases 133 to 816 code for a protein of 227 amino acids. Lineage: Eukaryota; Viridiplantae; Streptophyta; Magnoliopsida; Poales; Poaceae.